Messenger RNA from Rhinolophus ferrumequinum (greater horseshoe bat), 4919 nucleotides. RefSeq names its product solute carrier family 2 member 6 (gene SLC2A6). Gene Ontology annotation, molecular function: transmembrane transporter activity. The coding region runs from base 468 to 2264 and encodes 598 amino acids. Gene Ontology annotation, biological process: transmembrane transport. Gene Ontology annotation, cellular component: membrane. The transcript is spliced from 10 exons. Lineage: Eukaryota; Metazoa; Chordata; Mammalia; Chiroptera; Rhinolophidae. The record is from RefSeq and is a predicted model, not a curated record.
CCACGGGAACCGCCACCCCCUCAUCCCUCUGCCCUCACCCAACACACUCUCCUGCUGUCCUGGAAGCUCAUCAGCCUGACUUCACCGCGUCGCGGGAAGGGAGGGACCGGUACGCUUUGUGCCAGGAAAGGAGUCGAACGCAAGGCGGAGCUCCCGGCUUUCCUUUAAAGGGAGACACUGUGUGUCUUGGCGAGUCACUGAGUUCGCUGUGUGACCUUGGCGAGUCAUUUCGCCUCUCUGGGCUUCAGUUUCUUGCUGCCUGUGGGAGCUGGGCCCCAGGGUAGGACGCAGUCUUCGCCCCGGUGCUGGUACCAGGCUCGGACACCGACGUGGACAAGAACGCGCGGCAGGUGCUCUGCUUCCUGGCCUCACAUGACUGUCAAGGCCCUUCCCUCGGAUGCGGGCUCCUAUUCUCAGGACGACCCUGGGGCAUCCGGGGAGCACCCAGCGCGGGCCGCGCCCGGGGAAUGUCCGGCGGCCCCGCCCAGGCGCUGCGCCCAGCACCUGCCACCCGAGCCCGCGCCCGGGGAAAGCCCUGCGGCGCUCCGCAUCCCAGCUCCGCACCGCCCGCGGCCUUCCCAUUGGCCGACGCCGGGUCUGCAGGGCCGCCCCGCAGCCAAUCGCGGCUUGGGGGCGGAGCUGCGGGCUCCGCCGGAUGCUCUAAGCCGCUGCGGCCCGACGCGCCGGCGACCCCAGCUGCCCCGGCCCCUCGGCGGCGCCCUAGACAGCAGAGGCCGGCCAUGCAGGAGCCACUGCUGGGAGCCGAGGGCCCGGACUAUGACACCUUCCCGGAGAGGCUGUCCCCGUCGCCGGCAGAGAGGACGCGGGUCGGAGCCCCGCAGAACAGGAGGGUGUUCCUGGCUACCUUUGCUGCUGUGCUGGGCAAUUUCAGCUUCGGCUAUGCCCUGGUCUACACGUCCCCCGUCAUCCCGGCCUUGGAGCACUCUUUGGAUCCAAACCUGAGUCUGACCAAAACCCAGGCAUCCUGGUUCGGGUCGGUGUUCACCUUGGGUGCAGCGGCCGGAGGCCUCAGUGCCAUGGUCCUCAAUGACCUCCUGGGCCGGAAGCUCAGCAUCAUGUUUUCAGCUGUCCCCUCGGCAGCUGGCUACGCACUCAUGGCUGGUGCCCGCGGCCUGUGGAUGCUGCUGCUGGGACGGACGCUGACCGGCUUCGCUGGGGGGCUCACGGCUGCCUGCAUACCGGUGUACGUGUCUGAGAUUGCUCUCCCAGGCGUUCGUGGGGCUCUGGGGGCCACACCGCAGCUCAUGGCAGUGUUCGGAUCACUGUCUCUCUAUGCCCUCGGCCUCCUGCUACCAUGGCGCUGGCUGGCUGUGGCCGGGGAGGGGCCUGUGGUCAUCAUGAUCCUGUUGCUCACCUUUAUGCCCAACUCGCCACGCUUCCUCCUCUCGAGGGGCAGGGACAAGGAGGCACUGCAGGCACUGGCCUGGCUGCGCGGGGCUAACGCCGACAUCCGCUGGGAGUUCCAGCAGAUCCAGGACAACGUCCAGAGACAGAGCAGCCGCAUGUCGUGGGCCGAGGCCCGGGACCCCCACAUAUACCGACCCAUCACCAUCGCCCUGCUGAUGCGCUUCCUACAGCAACUGACAGGCAUCACGCCCAUCCUGGUCUACCUGCAGCCCAUCUUCAAUAGCACCGCGGUCCUGCUGCUCCCUGAGGAUGACGCAGCCAUCGUGGGGGCCGUGAGGCUGUUGUCAGUGCUGAUUGCUGCUGUCACCAUGGACCGGGCCGGCCGCAAGGUGCUGCUGUUUGUCUCAGCAUCCAUCAUGUUUGCUGCGAACCUGACGCUGGGGCUGUAUGUCCACUUUGGUCCAAAGUCUCUGACCCCCAACACCACCAUGGGCCUGCAGAGUGUGGCCGUGGGGGGCACAGAGCAGCCCCUGGCCACACAUACCAACUACAUCACAUUGGUGCCCCUGCUGGCCACCAUGCUCUUCAUCAUGGGCUACGCCAUGGGCUGGGGGCCCAUCACCUGGCUCCUCAUGUCUGAGAUCCUGCCCUUGCGCGCCCGUGGCAUGGCCUCGGGGCUGUGUGUGCUGGUCAGCUGGCUCACCGCCUUCGCCCUCACCAAGUCCUUCCUGCUGGUCGUGAACGCCUUCGGCCUCCAGGUGCCUUUCUUCUUCUUUGCUGCCAUCUGCUUGGUGAACCUGGUAUUCACUGGCUGCUGCGUGCCCGAGACAAAGGGCCGGUCGCUGGAGCAGAUUGAGUCCUUCUUCCGCACCGGGAGGAGGGCCUUCCUUCACUAAGUCAGGGACACGCCUGGGCGGGGCCGAACCACGGGGCAGCCAGGCCUGUGGGCCACUAACCUGCACCCCGAGUCCAGGAGGCAGCAGCAACCUGCCAUCAGCCAGGCACAGGAGGACCGGCCAGAAGCACGACGGCCCCCCAGAGCGUGAUUUCUGGCACUGGACAGGCAGCACCACUGUCCAUCUGCGGCCCCACUGGUGCCGCACACACACUGGCCAAGACAAAACCCACGGCAGAGAAGCCAGCCUUGGGCUGAAGGGGAGCACACAGCCCAGGGUCUGGGGACCGUGGGCCUUGUUCCUCCAGCAUGGAGGACGCCCCCCACAGAGGGCUGUGAUAAGGACCAAGGGCUGGUGGCUGCGGAGUGGCUCCCCACAGGAACAGCGCCAUGUCAGCCUGGUCUGCUGGCUUAGCCGCCAUCGAGCAUCCUGGCUAUGGGGAGGAAGACAAAUCUGCACCUCUGAGGGCUAGCGGGUGCCACAGGGAACGUUCUGGACUCCCGUGGGCCAGCGCACAGGACCCGGCACAGACACUAACACCUCCUGCACCAGCCUGACCUCUGUGAACAGGGGCCACAGUGCUCCUGUUUGCACUCCGUGUUCACCCUAUUUAUAAAAAUAAAGAAACUGGCUGCGACCCUGCACAGGAAGGAAUCCUGGUAGGGGAGCUACCCAGCAGCCAGGCUAGACCCCGAUUUUCAGCCAAGGUUGCCAAGGCCUGCUGCCCCAGGAGCGGCCCCCUUUAUUGCCACCCGACUGUCCACUGUAAGGGGAGCCAGGCUGUGGGGUGCAUCCUGCCCCGGGCUCCAGCUCCUCCCAGCUGUGAGGCCUCGGGCAAGUCUGUGAGCAGAGCUAGCAGGACCACGCCCCUGCUCAGCAGUGUGGGGUGGGGGUGUCCCUUCCACUUACUUAGGACACCAGAGACGAGGUCCCAGGCAGCGCGUGCGGGCGAGCAUACAAACUGCCGCCAGGCUUUAUUGCUCACAGUUGAAGCUAAACACCGAGAGUAAACGAGAAUCCCGAGAAGACAGAGUCCAGACACACGGAGGCAGGAGUGGCCCUGGUGGCCCGGCCGGCCUGGCCUCCUCAGCCACCUAGACAGAUGUUCCUUUCGAGGCAGGACGCCCACUGGAGUCAGGGUCACCGGCUCCAAGACCACUGCUGCUAGACUCAUGGGGAACCUUGGGCAAGUGACCUGCCCACUCUGGCCUGUGACAGAGGGGUUGGAGGGCCCUCCCACCUCUGUGUCAGCCUCUACAGCCCGCCCAGCACCCACCCAGUUUCCUCACUGGGAGAGCUGCAACCUUCCUUGGUACACACAGCCAACCCCUCCUCCUGCAGCAAGAGCACCCCCGUCAGUGACACCCCGUGGCAGGGGCCGGAGGCCUGGGCAGUCCCCCUUCCUGGGUAAGAACAGGUCGGGGGUGGUAGAGCCCUCAGUCCUCCUGGGAGGUAGACAGGUCUUUAUUCACGGCACACGUGGGAGAAGACAGGCACGCACACGCACACGCACAUACCCACCGGCCUGGAGAGGCCUGGAGCCCACAGCCCUUUGAACCCAGCAUGGCCUGAGGAAGGUGGCCCCACAGGACCCCUGAAGGCACGUGUCCCACCAUGCCAGCCACAGUGCGAUGUCCCUGCCACCUGGGGCUCAGCCUGGUCAGGCUCCCCGGGGGGCUGCUGGGGGGACGCUGUAGACGGGAAGCCCACUGACGUGUCCCUGGUCAGUCCCUGCCACUCCCAGCCUCCAAUGGGGAUGAAAGUCCCUCUGGGGAGCCAAGACCCAGGCACAGCCCUGGGCCUGGCUUCAACAUAGCGAGACGGGACCCUGAGCUCUGGGAGCUGGGAACAGGCCCAGCCGGAGGGCCUGGGCGGAGGAAGAGCGGGAGCUGGGCCCAGAUGGCGCUUUUACCACACCAGCCCAGAGCUACCAGGCUCACCAGGCCCCAUCAGACAUGCCCGACAAUCAGAGCAGCCAGUGGGCUGAGGCCACGGGGCAGAAGCAAGGGACAGGCGUGGAGGGAGCCUUGGGGGCAGUACGGGCACAGGUCCCGGGAGGCUCCAGCUCGCCUCACUCCAGCCCCAUCCCCCCAGGCCUUGCUCUGACGGCCUGACACACUGGGCCGUCCCUGCCCAGCUCUUAAAAGGCAGGAAGCUCCCUGAGGGCAGGGCUGGGGGCAGGCCCGUGAAAUACUGCCGUGGUCAAGCUCAGCCCCCACUAACACGGCUCGGGGCCACUGCUCACAGGGCAGGACCACAGAGGUGGGCGGUGGCCCCACUGGCGGGGGAGAGCCUGCUCUCCCCACUUCCUUAGCACCAGGGCCUGUGUGGAGGGAGGAACGGGAAGAACCUGGGGGCCCGGGCCAGGCCUGUGGGAAGUACUCUGAAAUGGACUGUCCCAGGUUCCAGGGAACUGGUGGAGGGAGUCCCCAUCCAGCUGUCUGACUGCUGCCAAGGCUGCUGUUCCAGGUACUCAAGGAGCAUCUUGGGAGCACUGUGGGCUCCCACGGAGGACAGAGUGGCUGGGGGGCCAUGGGUAGCAGUAGGCAGCCCUCAGGACACUGCCCUGAUGACAGGAGGUCAGAGGCAGGCCCAGGUGGCUCAGCCUACAGAAGGCUCUCCUGCCUGGAGAGCCGCUGUCCCACCUGGAGACAG